AUGACUUCCGAAGCCGUAUCUCCCCCAUCUGCCGCCCCUAACUCUAAACCUCGACUCAAGCGACUAGCAGCUCGACCUCUCAAACUUGCCGCAUCAACCUUUCGUCCUCUAUCAAGCUCCCGUUCCGGUGCAACGGCCCCAGUCGCGGUCAUCAGCUCGAGUACCACGCUCGUCGGUUCCACUCAACAAAGCGAUGGUAAUGCUGGGGCUCUCACUCCACAACAAGUGGCCAGUGCGGCUAGAGGACCUAGGAAACCUCUCGAGGGGGAAGAACCCGCCGCUUGGCUCAGAGUCAGGGUCGUGAAAGCGGAAGGACUUGUGGCUAAGGAUAGAGGAGGGACUAGCGAUCCGUUCGUCUCUCUGGUCUUACCACCCUCUGGACGACAUUCCACCCCCGUGGUCAAAAAAUCACUUAGUCCAACAUUCGUACCUGAAUCCAGCACGUUUGACUUCCCACUAUAUCUCAGCUUAGCGGGGGUCAUAGGCGGCAGAGGUUUGGAAGCUAUCAUAUGGGAUAAGGAUCUCAUGAGAAAAGAGUACCUAGGGGAGAUCUCUAUUCCACUGCAGGAAUGGUUCGAGGAUUUACAAGUUCGACUAUGGAAUGAUAAUCCCGCUCCCCGUACAUGGAGCCUGCUCUCUACAAGGCGGAAACGGACCGUAUCGGGUACAAUAACUCUACAAAUCGGCUUUGUCCCUCCGAAAGAAGCUCUCAGCCGUGAAGAAGCCCUCAAGAAGAUUAAGAUGAUCUUCAGCACCAUCGUCGAACGUGCCAGUGCUGGUCGCGGUCUAGCAGGCGUUUUGGGUGUCCCAGCUUACGAAGGUAUCGGUACCAUCAAGAUGCGAUCCUCACGUCCUCCGCUACCUGAAACCGCCUUUACGCCAUCUCCUACUGUCGCGGCUGGCCACUCGCCCAUGGCGCUCCUGCAAUCAGCCACUGCAUCCAUUGUAGCUCCUCUGGCAGGCAAGAACCGCUCCGAGCCCAACGCACAAUCAGCGUCUGCCGUAGCGGACAUCGACGAUGACCAUUCCGAUGACGAUGAUAUGCUAUUUCCCGAUGAUGGUUUAUCAACCAGUUCCACAAGCGAUGAAUUCGAAGACGCCCUAGAAGAAGAGGACGAAACGCAGAUUAAUGAUUCACAACCCCUUAUGAAGCAGGGCAUCACCGAGCGAAUGGUAGAGGCUUUGUAUCACCAAUCCGCUGGACUACCCCCUCCUAGAUCAGCCGAUCUGAAACGAGUCGAGUCUGACGGCGGAACCCCGAAGACUGCUUCUCUCGUACCCCCUGAGACGAAGCCCAUGAAAACUCCUACCCGUCAGUCAUCUCUGCCAGGAUACUUCGACCGUCCAGCAAAGACAGAUGAGUCACCAGGACCUAGCACUCCAGGAAUGACACCUGGGAUGGUCACACCAGGAGGGACCAAACUUCGCAAGCCCUUGUUCAAGCGUACGAAGAGCAACGCACCCUCGAGGAAAUCGACGAAAGACUUCAACUUUGAUGCCAGUCAGGGAAAGCAAGUUCUUGGGAUUGUAGUUAUGGAAAUUAAGAGCGCGUCUGAUUUACCGAAGAUCAAAAAUUCACUCAGAUUAUCUUUUGACAUGGACCCAUUCGUGGUCAUUUCCUUCGGUCAAAAGGUCUUUAGAACCCGAGUCAUCCGGCAUUCGUUAAACCCAACAUGGGAUGAAAAACUGUUUUUUCAUGUGAGACGACACGAGAGUACCUUCACUGUCAAGUUUGCCGUGCUUGAUUGGGACAAGAUCUCUGGGAAUGACAUGGUCGGCACUGCCACUCUUCCUCUCAACGAGCUGAUGGGUGACUGCCCAAAACCAAACCCCAAGACAGGGCUGUAUGGAAAGAACGAAGACGGUAAGCAUGAAAUGAAGGAGUUCACCUUAUCACUCAGUACCGAACGUGACAUGCCCUGGGAAUCAAAGCAUUCACCCAAAUUGACCAUUCGGGCCAAAUACGAACCUUACGAUGCCCUACGUCAACGCUUCUGGCGUCAAUACAUCGCCCAAUACGACGCCGACGAGACGGGUACCAUAUCUUACACGGAGCUCACCGCCAUGCUGGAUUCUCUUGGUUCCACUUUGACACGUUCUACGAUCGAGGGAUACUUCAUCAGCUGUGGCAAGUCUGCGGACAAAGACGAGCUUACAAUCGACGAGUUGAUCCAGAGUUUAGAGUACGAAGUCACGAAGAGUCGGGCGGAAAAGGCGCCGGUGAACAAAGAUGACCCAAGUCCAUCCAUUGGGUCAGGGAUGCAAACGCCCAGCGUGGCUCCGAAGCCAGUGCUUGAUGGGUUGAGUAUGACCGGUCCGAGCGCUGCGAUCUCUUCUCCGGUGGAUGCGGACGAGUUGGCAGAGCAUAUUCGUCGCAGCACUCUGGACAGCGAACCCGGAGAUGGGACUGGAGGUAACAUGCGUCCUGUGAACAAAACCCCGGGGAGCGAUUUAUCAAUCCCUGUGCUCAAAGUGGAAAGGGUUUCUUCGAUGGAUGGUGAAUCGCGAUCAGUGUCAGCCAGUGGGGCCGCUACGCCAGCCAUGUCCGACACUGAGGAUGCCGAUUCGCUCGACGAAAGGGAGAGAAUCAUCAAUAUACGCACCUGUCCUCUCUGUCAUAGAUCAAGGUUGAAGAGAAAGAGCGAGCAGGACAUAGUCACUCAUCUGGCUAUCUGCGCCUCUACAGACUGGACUAGAGUGGAUAGGAUCAUCACUGCGAGUUAUGUGACGAGUUCGCAGGCGCAGAGGAAAUUCAUGACUCGGAUCGUCAAUAAGGUGGCUGUUGGAGCUUACUCUCUCGGAGCAAACUCUGCAAACAUCUUGGUUCAGGAUCGACUUACUGGGCAGUUGCAGGAGGAAAAGAUGGCUGUAUAUGUACGACUAGGCAUCCGCGUGCUUUACAAAGGUGCCAAAAGUCGGAUGGAAGGUACUAGAGCCCGUAAGCUAUUGAAGUCCCUCUCUGUUAAACAGGGGAUAAAAUACGACUCUCCCUCUUCCGUCGUGGAUAUUCUUCCAUUCAUCGCAUUUCAUCGACUUAACACCGAUGAAAUUCUAGAACCCAUCAGUUCUUUCAAAUCAUUCAAUCAAUUCUUUUACCGAAAACUCAAACCUGGCGCCAGACCGGUGGACGAACCAGGCAACGAGGCGAGAUUGGUCAGCUGUGCGGAUUGUAGGAUGAUGGCGUUUGAGACGGUUGAUGAAGCGACCAGUAUAUGGAUCAAAGGUCGGGAGUUUACCGUUGGAAGAUUGUUGGGGCCGAAUUACAAGGAUGUGAUUGAACGGUAUAACGGAGGUGCUUUGGCCAUCUUCAGACUAGCCCCUCAGGAUUACCACCGUUUUCACUCGCCCGUAGCAGGUACGAUAGGAAAGAUGACCAUGAUCGACGGGGAAUACUACACUGUGAACCCACAAGCUAUACGGACAACUUUGGAUGUGUAUGGGGAAAAUGUGAGGAAGAUUGUGCCUAUACAGAGUGAGGAGUUCGGGUUGGUCAUGACUGUCUGGGUGGGAGCGAUGAUGGUUGGAAGUAUACUCACAUCUGUCAAAGAAGGUCAACACGUCAACCGGGCGGACGAAUUAGGUUAUUUUGCCUUUGGAGGUUCGACAAUUGUGUGUUUAUUCGAACGUGGUGUAAUGGAAUGGGACGAGGAUCUGUUAGCUAAUGGUCGAGCGGCAGUUGAAACACUUGUGAGAAUGGGGAUGGGUAUUGGACGAAGCACCCGAUCGGCCCAAAAGACGGGCACGCCACGAGUAAGUUGA
Messenger RNA from Tremella mesenterica DSM 1558, 3759 nucleotides. RefSeq lists its product as uncharacterized. Bases 1 to 3759 code for a protein of 1252 amino acids. The record is from RefSeq and is a predicted model, not a curated record. Gene Ontology annotation, molecular function: phosphatidylserine decarboxylase activity; calcium ion binding. The transcript is spliced from 13 exons. Gene Ontology annotation, biological process: phospholipid biosynthetic process. Lineage: Eukaryota; Fungi; Basidiomycota; Tremellomycetes; Tremellales; Tremellaceae.